AGUAGGCACUUGGUACUUAAUUAAAUUUCAACACGGCCUUCCAUCCUCAAACUGAUGGACAAUUUGAGAAAACUAUUCAUAUACUUGAGGACAUGUUGAGGGCUUGCGUUCUAGAUUGGAAGGGUUCAUGGGAUCAGCACUUAUCCAUGGCUAAAUUUACCUAUAAUAAUAGUUACCAAUCCGGCACCUGUAUGGCACCGUUUGAGGCUUUGUAUGGUCGAAGGUGUAGAUCACCUGUUUGCUAUGCAGAGAGCAAGCAGAAAAGCUAUGCGGAUAAAAGGAGACAAGACCUUGAGUUUGAAGUCGGUGACCAUGUAUUUUUGAAGGUGUCACCCACUCGAGGUGUCCUCAAGUUUGGCACCCGGGGAAAAUUGAGUUCAAGGUAUAUUGGAUCAUAUCCUAUCUUGGAAAGGGUUGGCGAGUAUAUUCUCGACCCGAGCCACAUCAUUGAUCCUGAACCCAUUCAGCUUCGAGAAGAUCUCACUUAUGACGAGCACCCGAUCUGUAUUUUAGAUUUCAAGAAGAGGGUAAUGCGGAGAAGGACUAUUCAUUUUGUUAAGGUCUUUUGGGAUAACCAUUCAAUUGAAAAAGCUACUUAGGAGUUGGAAUCCAAGAUGAGGCAAGAACAUCCGCACCUCUUCCAAGAUUGAGGUAUGAGUUUAAGGGACUAAACUCCUUUUUAGGAUGGGUGGAUGUAAUAGCCCAAAAAUUUCUAGAACAAUUAAGUGUGAGCUAGGGACCUAAUUGUGAGAAAAUAAUAUUGUUGAGCUUAAUUAUAAAAUUUUCAAAUUUGA
Messenger RNA from Rubroshorea leprosula, 794 nucleotides. The record is from the annotation of a GenBank genome assembly. Lineage: Eukaryota; Viridiplantae; Streptophyta; Magnoliopsida; Malvales; Dipterocarpaceae.